CCCCGGCCAGAGGUGGCUCCGGGCACCGCAGCCGCUCGCUGCCCGCUCGUCGUCGUCCCCCCCUAGUCUGGGCAGCCGCGUCCUCCCCCCAGCCUUCUCCAGGAUGAACCAGCAGAGCAUUGCACAGAUCUGCUGGGAGUGACCCUCAGGAUAGCACCAUCCUCUGUGUGCUGGCUUUGCAGGUGGUAAUGUAACAGAGGAGCGGGAGAGAGACAAGCCAGGGCAGAACACACCAUGGGCGCAAACACCUCCAGCAAGUCACCACCCUUUGAUGAAAAUGAAGACGUCACCUUUGACCAUUUUGAAAUUUUGCGAGCUAUUGGGAAGGGCAGCUUUGGAAAAGUCUGUGUUGUACAAAAGAAUGAUACCAAGAAAAUGUAUGCCAUGAAAUACAUGAAUAAACAGAAGUGUCUGGAGCGAAAUGAAGUGAGAAAUGUUUUUAAGGAGCUGCAGAUUAUGCAGGGCCUGGAACACCCCUUCUUGGUAAAUCUAUGGUACUCAUUCCAAGAUGAGGAAGAUAUGUUCAUGGUUGUAGACCUGCUGCUUGGAGGGGACCUGCGUUACCAUCUCCAACAAAAUGUGCGAUUCCAAGAAGGCACUGUGAAACUCUUCAUCUGUGAGCUGGCACUGGCCCUUGACUACCUCCAGAGCAGACGCAUCAUCCACAGAGAUAUCAAGCCUGACAACAUUUUGCUGGAUGAGCAUGGACAUGUGCACAUCACUGAUUUCAAUAUUGCCACGAUGCUGACGAAAGAAAUGCAAGUUUCCACAAUUGCCGGCACAAAGCCAUAUAUGGCACCUGAAAUGUUUAACUCCACAAAACCUACCGGCUAUUCCUUCGCUGUGGACUGGUGGUCAUUAGGAAUCACUGCCUAUGAGCUGCUCAGAGCCCGGAGGCCAUAUCAUAUUCGCUCCAACACUUCCACAAAUGAAAUGGCUCACAUGUUCAAGACAGCUACAGUAAUGUACCCUGCUGCUUGGUCCAAGGAAAUGGUGACACUAAUCAAAAAGUUGCUCGAGACAAAUCCUGAUAAGCGUUUUUCUCAGCUGAAAGAUAUCCAGGACUUUCCAUAUCUGUGCAAUGUAAACUGGGAUGCUGUUCUCCAGAAAAGGAUAAUGCCAGAAUUCAUUCCCACAAAAGGCAGACUGAACUGUGACCCAACCUUUGAACUUGAAGAAAUGAUCCUAGAAUCCAAACCUCUUCAUAAGAAAAAAAAGCGCUUGGCUAAAAAGGAAAAAGACACCAGCAAAAGCAAUGUGUCACAGGCCUACCAUCUUCAGAAGCACCUAGAGAUGCUCCAGAGGGACUUCAUUGUUUUCAACAGAGAAAAGGUAAGACACCAGCACAACGAAACCCAGGAGCAUGCAGCGCUGGCGAAUUGCAGAGGCAUGCACAAGGAUGGCCAGAACAACAACCUCUGAGCACAACAACCCUGACAGUGCCGCACAGCCCCACUGCGCCUCCUCCCACCCUGUGCUGCAGACCUGGGUGUGGAGGAGGCCCUGUGGGAUGCCCUAGCAGUUUGCCACCAGAAAUUAGAAUCAGAGCCCAUUAUUUUGCCUUUCUUGGUGGCAGGAAUGUGACUGAGCCACUCAGCACUCUUCCUUUUGGGCUCGGCUAGCUGGUAUUGCAGCCUUGGGGCUGAGUGCCAGGUGACUGCCAGCAGGAGCAGAAGGGUUGGGAGUGCACCCUUAGUAGAGCUGUUACUGCCAGCUUCAUCCUGGUGGGAGCUGCAUCUGUGGGUCCUGUCUCUUCAGGGGCCAGGAUUCCUGCAUGGGCUCUCAGCUUAUUGCUCCAGGUGGAAGAGGCAGCUCUGAGCUGUAGGAUCUCCACCAGCACAGGUGGAAGGUGGCCUUUGCUUGCAGAGGUCUCCUGUAAACAUCCUCUAAGUCUGGUUGUGGAGGACUAGUGACCAACUCCUUCCCUAUCUGGGUGGGGGCACCAAAGGUUUCCUGUGAAGCCCCUCUCUCACCACACUGUUUCCUGGCCCAUUUCACACAGAGCUGCGCUGGCCUGGUGGAUGAUCAGUGCACACAGGCAGAUUAGGUAGUGACAAGGUAACAACCUUGUACUGGCAAAUAAGCAGCAUCCAGAAGCUUUUCCAGGUCAUCCUGAAAAAUCCAUUCACCAUCACAUUAAACUGCUGCAGCUCUCUGAAUCUGAUGGAGUUGUGGCUUCCAACAUCAGAAGUAAAUUUGAAUGUUUUUAUCUCUCUACAGUUGGUUUUAUACUUGAUUUAAGCAGCUAUUCUUUGCAGUAACAGCUGUGCCCUUAGUGCAGCCUUUGCCAAGACUGUGAUUGGCCAAAGCAUCUCUAUUAUGUUAAUGAGGGCAAUGAUGCUAUUACUUAAAUGCUUUGGCAGACCCAACUUUUCACCUUGUUAUUCAACAUUUUUCCUAAUCUCAGCAAUAUAAUGAAUGCAUGAUGAACUUUAUGCCUCCCAUUUGCCCAGAGGUGUUCUUGUAUCCCCUGUGCCUUCCUGUCUUUCUCUUUCUGGCUAAAUCUGAUUAACUGAAUAAAAACAACAGCAAAUGAAAGGUUCCUUCCCAGAUAAUCAAAA
Messenger RNA from Oxyura jamaicensis (ruddy duck), 2561 nucleotides. RefSeq names its product serine/threonine kinase 32A (gene STK32A). NCBI's taxonomy places the organism in Eukaryota, Metazoa, Chordata, Aves, Anseriformes, Anatidae. Gene Ontology annotation, molecular function: G protein-coupled receptor kinase activity; G protein-coupled receptor binding; ATP binding. The record is from RefSeq and is a predicted model, not a curated record. Gene Ontology annotation, biological process: regulation of signal transduction; protein phosphorylation; G protein-coupled receptor signaling pathway. The transcript is spliced from 13 exons. Bases 235 to 1422 code for a protein of 395 amino acids.